AUGAGAAAACUACUGUAUUUUGUCCUAUCAAUUGCGUACCUGAAAGUAUUUUUUAUCAAUGCACUGACUGACCGAAAAGUUUAUCGACCAACAUUGGAUGAGUUAAAUAAUCCGAACACCUAUCCCCAAAGAUCAGUAUACGGAAUAAAAGCAAUCCAAACCGAUGGUUGGAAAAUAGAAGACAUCACUGGUAAUGGAGCUGGAGGAGUAGUCGUCAAUUUACCUUGGGCUUCGUAUCAACCGCAAGAAAAACGUACACCUUGUUCUGGUAAUGAAGUGGCUUAUGACGGUUAUUGUUAUAUACCAGCCAAUGGUCCAGAGAUUCAACUUUACACUAGUAAACAAUUGAUGGUGACAGGAGUACUCAUCAUUCCACCACUCUGGGCUCGUCAGAGUAAUACGGACUGUAAACAAGCUAAUCAAAACUUCUGUGCACCUGACAAUCCGACAGCAUUUGGGCGUUUUGCUGGUUUUCUUGCAUGGUACUUCAAUGGUCAAAACGGACAUGGACGUGUGACAGAAUUUGUGAUUAUGAACGAAGUCAACGCUGCUGAAUGGUACAAUAUUGGUUGUGGAAAUGGAAAGUCGUGCAAUGUUGACAAAUGGGUGACAAGUUAUGCUCAAGUUUACAAUGCUGGUUACGAUCGAAUCCGUCAAGAACAACCCCAAGCACCGGUACUUGUUUCAUUUGAACAUCACUUCGAUUCAUCGUUGGAUACUUAUAUUAAUAAUGCCAGUCCCGUCAUUUCUGCACGCACGUUUUUGACGAAAUUAGUACCACAAUUAGGCAGUCGUCAAUGGGCAUUGGCUUAUCAUUCCUAUCCGCCAAGUCUCCUUCACGCAGAGUUUGGUCGUAAUGAUUGGCCGAAAAUAACAUUUGGAAACAUCCACCGACUCGUCGGAUGGCUUAUGCAAACUUAUCCAAAUACGCCAUCAGCACAUAAAGUUUAUUUAACAGAAAACGGAAUUAAUUCGAUCUCUCCAUAUUCCGAUCAAUACAAACAACAUGAUCAGUUAUGUCUAGCUUUCGAGUAUAUUCUAUCAACACCAAAUGUUGAUUUGUUUGUUUAUCAUCGGAUGAAAGAUCAUCCAGUUGAAACAAAAGACGGUCUCGGUCUAGGCCUAGUGGAUGCAUCCGGUCAAUAUAAACGUUCUUGGAGUCUUUGGGCGUUGACAAAUCGUUUUGAUAUCAUCCCGAAUAAACUCUCAUGUGGAUUUCAACAUCUUCCCUAUGUGUUGCUCAAACGGGCUCUGCAUUCAGUCGAUGGUCAUUUCACGACCACACGACCAUUACCAAGCGGUUACAAACUUGAACGAACAUGGAAAUUGUUCCGUGAAUAUCAAGCGAAUACGAAAUUAAUCUUCGAAUGUGUUCGCACACACGAUAAGAGAAAUUUUCCUAGUAUUCACCAAAAUUGUGAAAAUCAAGAAGCGUGGGGACCUUUAGGUUACAUCUACAUAGAUCAAAGUACAAAUUCGAGAGCAGCACCGAUCUAUCGUUGUCGAUCAGGUACCGAUUAUUUCAUCUCACCCGAUUCGAACUGUGAAAAUACAACGAAUGAAGGCCUUCUCGGUUAUGUAUUGAGCUAA
Molecule: messenger RNA, 1590 nt
Organism: Adineta ricciae
Lineage: Eukaryota; Metazoa; Rotifera; Eurotatoria; Adinetida; Adinetidae
Source: the annotation of a GenBank genome assembly